GGUCUUGAGCGAAGAGCGAGGUCGACAAAAGUUCAAUCACACACCCUGUACAUACUUUGUAACCUACACUCCCAUACCUCCUUACUCCAUCCUCAUAUAAACACCAUAUAGCGAGAUAGAUACUUGGGAGGAUGCCACCCCGACUCUGUCAACUUUGCCAGACGAACAAGGCCCUCAUCCGGCGGCCAAAGACGGGUCAACAAGUGUGCAAACCCUGCUUCUUCGAAGUGUUCGAGACAGAGGUGCAUCAUACCAUCACCGAGAAUGGAGGGAUCUUCAAGCCGGGGGACAAGGUCGCUAUCGGAGCUAGUGGGGGGAAAGAUUCUACCGUCUUGGCGCAUGUAAUGACAACCCUGAACGCCCGGUACAACUACGGCCUCGACCUAACCCUUCUAUCCAUCGACGAAGGUAUCACAGGGUACCGGGACGACUCAUUGCUCACGGUCGCCCAGAACUCUAAGGAAUACGCGCUUCCGUUGACCAUCCUAUCUUAUCAAGACUUGUAUGGGUAUACGAUGGACGAGAUUGUAGCAAAGGUGGGGAGAAAGUCGAACUGUACGUUCUGUGGUGUGUUCAGGCGCCAGGCUUUGGAUCGUGGAGCGGAGGGACUGGGUGUGGGGCAUAUCGUCACGGGACACAAUGCGGAUGAUAUAGCAGAGACGGUCCUGAUGAACAUAAUGAGGGGAGAUAUCGCUCGGCUGGCCCGAUGUACAUCGCUGGUGACCGAAUCGGAGGAUACGAUCAAACGGUCCAAACCGUUCAAAUACGCUUAUGAAAAGGAGAUCGUCAUGUAUGCGUAUUUCAAGAAACUGACUUACUUCUCGACCGAGUGUAUAUACAGCCCGGACGCAUAUCGUGGGCACGCCCGAGUCUUUCUCAAAGACCUCGAAGCGAUCCGUCCGUCGGCGAUCGUGGAUAUAAUACAUUCUGGAGAGACGUUCGAGCUGGGGAAAGAGGUCAAGGGGGGUUUGAAGGCAAUGCAGAAUUGUCUGAGGUGUGGAUAUAUCAGCUCGAACGACCUUUGCAAAGCCUGCGCGCUGCUCGAAGGUCUGGAUCAUGGGCUCGGCAAGGACGCCUACAAACACAACGCCGCAGGCAAGCUGGAUCUGGCCGCUCCCGCCAUGGGAGUGUCGAUUCCCGAUCGGAUACACGGGACGGAUAGGAAGAUCGUCGUGUAGUGCGCAGCCUGAUGAUCAUUCUGUAGACGAGGAAGAGGGUUGCUGGAGGACGACAGGUUGUAUCAGUUGUGAACGGACGGCUUGUAUCGCAUUACUACAGCACAGCAUAUAGCAUAGAGACGACAGCGUUUCGUUGAACAAAGGUCGCUAGAACGCG
Molecule: messenger RNA, 1335 nt
Organism: Filobasidium floriforme
Lineage: Eukaryota; Fungi; Basidiomycota; Tremellomycetes; Filobasidiales; Filobasidiaceae
Exons: 9
Coding region: 132-1178 (348 amino acids)
Biological process (GO): tRNA wobble position uridine thiolation
Cellular component (GO): cytosolic tRNA wobble base thiouridylase complex; mitochondrion
Molecular function (GO): tRNA binding
Source: RefSeq, a predicted model, not a curated record